This is a messenger RNA of Colletotrichum godetiae, 1061 nucleotides long. RefSeq lists its product as uncharacterized. The transcript is spliced from 2 exons. The coding region runs from base 247 to 864 and encodes 205 amino acids. The record is from RefSeq and is a predicted model, not a curated record. Lineage: Eukaryota; Fungi; Ascomycota; Sordariomycetes; Glomerellales; Glomerellaceae.
AAAAAGAAUAUGAUGAUGCCCGCCAGCGACUGGCAGAGAUCGAGAAGGCUUACGAUGCGUCUGUUCAGCAUAGGCUUAUGGUCUCGGCCUUGCCAAGCACGCAGACUUUGGUAAGCGAUAUCUGCACGUCUCGACUAGCUCACACUAACACUGCAGCUCAACUUCAUACUCGGCGGGAAUCCGACUGUCUCGCAUUGCUCGUCGCCCAAGCCACUUUCUCCAACACAGCCUUGUUCAGGUAUUACCAUGGAAGUGUAUCACGCUGAUGACCUGGCUCCAGUUGCCGAGGCACAGAGUCCGUAUUGUCCAGCGCGACCUGUCUUCGUUCCCAUUUCUUCUGCGAAGAGACGGGUUGAAGAUACGCCUAACAAGUCAGGCAAACGACUUCGCCGUGCAGCCUCGGCUAUGGCAUUGGCCGAGGAGACAGUCGGUAACGAGCUUUACGACGACGGAAACGCGAAAUGCGAUAGCAGGAUCGUUCAGGACCACAAAGGAUGGUUCAUAUUCAAGUGCGAAGAACACAAUCUAGAAAUUCCGUAUAGAGCGGCCUCAGUGGCUAGUUCUCAUUUGGAGAUCCACGCCCACGACGGGCCCUCGGCUGCUCUUUCGCCCAUCACCCAGGCCUUGGGCGUUGUACCCACAGAAUAUGACGAAGCAAAUGCCGAGCUGGACGACGUGGAGAGGGCACCGACUACUGGGUAUGAGGCGUUGAACUCCACUACGAAACACGACGCACUCGGAAGCAUGCAAGCUGUAGGUGACUGCGACACGAGUGAGACAAUUGGAAACGCUUGUCCAAAUGACUCCAGCUCUCCCACAGGCGUUCGCCACGCGUCCGUCACGGCAUCGGACACCACCUCUUAGCUCGACGAUGCCGCAGAACCUCAGCGGGGCACGCGGUGUUGUCGGUGCCCUCGGAAGCGACGCUUGCGGAUAUGAAGGAGGGCAAAUAGCAAUGCGAAGGUUCUGCCGAAGACCCUUGGCGAAAAGGGGCAUGGGAUGCAAUCAUCGGGUAUCUCGAAAGUCGGCAAGCACAAUACUAUAAUGGACGUACUCUGCGA